Messenger RNA from Apus apus (common swift), 2042 nucleotides. RefSeq names its product ERGIC and golgi 3 (gene ERGIC3). The transcript has 13 exons. Gene Ontology annotation, cellular component: COPII-coated ER to Golgi transport vesicle; endoplasmic reticulum; Golgi membrane. Bases 233 to 1384 code for a protein of 383 amino acids. Gene Ontology annotation, biological process: retrograde vesicle-mediated transport, Golgi to endoplasmic reticulum; endoplasmic reticulum to Golgi vesicle-mediated transport. Lineage: Eukaryota; Metazoa; Chordata; Aves; Apodiformes; Apodidae. The record is from RefSeq and is a predicted model, not a curated record.
GCAGCAAAGAGUGCUGAACUGAAAAAGGCGUGUUAAGAGCCCAGAGGCAGGAAAUGCUGAGGAGGCACAAACCGGCCCCGUGCUCGGCGUUUUGAGACAAUCCCGCGUGUUGUGUGUGGGCUCCCGGGAAGACGAGGAAGGGUCUGUGACCGCAGGAGAUGACGGAACACGAGCCCGCGGGGCCGGGCUGCGGGGCGGGGCCCGGAAGGCCGCUCCGGUUCCGGGCCGAGCCAUGGACGCGCUGUGGCGGCUGAAGCGCUUCGAUGCCUUCCCCAAAACCCUGGAAGACUUUCGGGUGAAGACGUGCGGGGGAGCGCUGGUGACGGUGGUCAGCGGGCUCAUCAUGGCGCUGCUGUUCGUCUCGGAGCUGCAGUACUACCUCACCAAGGAGGUUCAUCCGGAGUUGUACGUUGACAAGUCCAGGGGAGAUAAACUGAAGAUCAAUCUAGAUGUUAUUUUUCCACAUAUGCCUUGUGCUUAUUUGAGCAUCGAUGCCAUGGAUGUAGCAGGGGAGCAGCAGCUGGAUGUGGAGCACAACCUGUUCAAGCAGCGUUUGGAUAAAGCUGGCAAUCGUGUGACUCCAGAGGCUGAGAGACACGAGCUGGGAAAAGAAGAAGAAAAAGUGUUUGAUCCAAACUCUUUGGAUGCUGAUCGCUGCGAGAGCUGCUACGGGGCAGAGUCAGAGGACAUCCGGUGCUGCAACACUUGUGAUGAUGUCAGAGAAGCCUACAGGCGGCGAGGCUGGGCCUUCAAGAACCCAGAUACCAUAGAGCAGUGCAAGAGGGAGGGCUUCAGCCAGAAAAUGCAAGAGCAGAAGAACGAGGGCUGCCAAGUCUAUGGUUUCCUAGAGGUCAACAAGGUAGCUGGGAAUUUCCACUUUGCACCAGGGAAAAGUUUUCAACAGUCUCAUGUGCAUGUUCACGAUCUGCAGAGCUUCGGGCUCGAUAAUAUCAACAUGACACACUAUAUCAAACAUCUCUCAUUUGGAAGGGAUUAUCCAGGCAUUGUGAACCCUCUGGAUGGGACAGAUGUCACUGCACAGCAAGCUUCCAUGAUGUUUCAGUAUUUUGUCAAAGUGGUCCCCACGGUGUAUCUGAAGGUAGAUGGUGAAGUGGUCAGAACUAACCAGUUUUCAGUGACUCGACAUGAGAAGAUAGCCAAUGGGCUGCUGGGGGACCAGGGCCUGCCAGGUGUCUUUGUGCUGUAUGAACUUUCCCCCAUGAUGGUGAAGCUGACAGAGAAACACAGGUCCUUCACACACUUUCUCACGGGAGUUUGUGCCAUCGUUGGAGGCAUUUUUACAGUUGCAGGACUCAUUGACUCCUUGAUCUAUCACUCAGCACGUGCCAUCCAGAAGAAAAUUGAACUUGGGAAGACAACAUAAAUAAGCAACAACAUCACCCCACAAAAAAACUCUUUAAGAACUGAGAGGGUUUGUUGAAACACAAGUGAACUUCUGGGUGCACAAGGUUUGGAAUCACCAGGUGGCCCUGACCCCUCUUUUGUUACUGUCCUGUCAUUCUUGGUAUUAACUGGUGGGUGGAACUGCUUGAACCUUGCUGCUGUGAAGACUGACUGUGCAGACCCUACUGUAAAACCCUUUGGUGUCAGUCCAUGUUCAUCCAGUUCUGCCCCCCUUCCCCAAAGAGAUGCUGGAGCUACUGCCUUCUGGUUGCCUCCAGGAGCAGCGUGUGGUCGGGAGACCUGGAGGAACCCAUUGAAGCUGCCAUCAAAUAAGCUUCUUAAAUCUUUCUUCAAAAUAUUUGUGAGUGUGCUGAUGCUGUGUCAGGCCUUGGUGAGAGUAUGCUGACUCCCCUGUGCUUUCCCUGCCCCUGUGGUGACCCCCAGCACAGGGCUGUCCUCCCAGUCCCCUGGGGCUUGGCAGCUGCUCCUUCUCUCCUGACAAAAGAUGCAACUUGAUGUUUCAGCAAAAUUAAAAAAAAAAAGUGGAGUUUUAAUUGGUUUUUAAAUUGGAUUGUGUUUUCCACUUCCCCUCUGUUUGUAUUUUGAAAUAAAGCCCAGCCUCUGUGUGUUUUGAUGAA